Messenger RNA from Enterobius vermicularis (human pinworm), 2673 nucleotides. Lineage: Eukaryota; Metazoa; Nematoda; Chromadorea; Rhabditida; Oxyuridae. The record is from the annotation of a GenBank genome assembly.
AUGAUAAUUUCUGGAGAAGAUGGUGCAAGUGUGGAAGAAUAUGGGUGGUUUGCACUUGGUGACAGUGUACCAAGAGAAAAUAGGUUACCGUUUAAACGGCCAACCUUGCGUCAGAUUUUUCGUUCCCUCCCUUUUCUGCGGAGAUAUUUUUUGUACUGGAUAAAAUUUCUGGGGAAAAAAGAAAAACUGUUUAUCAAUGUUUUUGAACCUCUCCGACACAAACCGAACUAUGGUGUGCCUUGUGGCAGUCUGGGUUCCGGUUCUAUUGGCCGAGAUUUUCGAGGGGGUUUCUGCAAAUUUGGUCUCCGACCGGGUUUAAUUGAGCACCAGGUGGACGUAAUAAAAGCCAAUCAGUUUAUAAUAACUGUUAUGAAAAAGUCACCUGAAUUUAAACUUUCCACCACUAUUUAUCAAAAGGUUUUAUGCGCGGUCCCUAAAGGGUCUAGUAGUUCGGAACUGUAUAGUUGGGAUUUUUCUUUCCCGCCUCAGAACAUCAGUUAUAGGGGAUUGUAUCCACGUUCUUGGACCAGCUAUGAUAUACCUGAACUUAAACUGAUGGUCGUACUUCGGCAAAUUUCCCCAGUUUUUCCUAAUGAUUAUCGGUGUGAUUAUGAAGUCAGCAUCUCUUUUACUUUCCGUAACGGUACAGGCCAUCAUAGGUGGUCGCAAGAGGGACAGUGCAAGUCUUCUUUUUUUGAAAAUCAAGAGUCAUCAAGGGAAAUGAAAGGAGUCUCGCUGCAACACACAAUUAGUGGAAUGCCUUGCUCUUUUGGCCUAGCUGCUUGUACAGAAGGUGUGAAGGUUACACGCUGCAAAGUUUUCAAACCUUCGGGGAAUGGAGAAGAAAUAUGGUCAGCACUUUAUGAGAAUGGAUGCUUAGGCGACUUAGAUGAAGAAAAUGUGGAAAAUUCAAAAGAAUUAGGUGUAGCAGUUUCCGUGCAACGUGCAGUUAAAUCAGCGUCCAAAGUCUCUAAUUGUAUGGAAUUUGUUCUUGCAUGGGAUAUGCCAGUCGUUCAUUUUGGAGAUUGUAAGCGUAAUUACAAAAGGCGAUAUACACGUUUUUUUGGAUCAGACGGUAAAGCAAUUUCUGCUCUCUGUUCGCACGGUUUGAACAGUCAUUACCUAUGGGAGAAAAAAAUCGAAGAGUGGCAGCUACCAAUUCUGAGUCAUCCACAUCUUCCCGAUUGGUAUAAGUCAGCCUUAUUCAAUGAACUUUAUUUUAUGACUGAUGGCGGUUCCGUAUGGUUCGAAUAUGAUGAAAAUUGGAGAAAAGAAGAAUUACACUUGUCUGAUUACAGCGUUUCUUUGAUGAGAGAAAUCGGCCGUUUUGGAUACCUUGAAUGUGAACAGCUUUGCAAAUGUUUUGAUUUUCUUUCUAGAACUUGGGAGUACAGAAUGGUCAAUACCUACGACGUUCACUUUUAUGCGUCUUUUGCACUCGCACAACUUUGGCCUCAACUGGAACACGUAUUGCAGGCCGAAUUCGCUGACCAGAUUGAACAUAUCGAUGAGAGGGAUGUAAUUUACCACAUGGAAGGGAACAGAGGGCCAACAAAGUCACGAUUUCGCAUACCUCAUGAUUUAGGAAAUCCAGGAGUUGAUCCUUGGCUGUCAACUAAUGCGUAUAUGAUGCAUGACACAGGUAAAUGGAAAGAUCUCAACUUAAAGUUUGUUCUGGCUAGCUUUCGGGACUACAUGUGCCUGCUUAAUAAGGACAAAAAGUUUCUUAAAGCUGUAUUCCCCGGUAUAAAAAAUUUAAUUGAUGAAGCUAUAAAAAAUUGGGAUAGAGACGGCGAUGGAAUGAUAGAGAAUUUUGGAGUUGCGGAUCAGACUUAUGAUGCUUGGAGAAUGGCGGGUGUUAGUGCAUAUUGCGGAUCUUUGUGGCUGGCUGCGUUGCGUGUCACAGUGUCGAUGGCUGAGGAGCUGGAUAUGUUUGAAACAGCUGAGGAUUAUCGGGAAAUCCUUUCGCAUGCUAGGGAGGCUUUCAUUAAGAAGCUGUGGAACGGGGAAUAUUUUAAUUUUGAUGAACGUUCGCGUAGUAAAUGCACGAUUAUGGCGGAUCAGCUAUGUGGUUACUGGUUCUUACAAAGCAUUUCUCCAGAUCUUGCUAAUGACGUACGUAUAUUUGCUUCUGCUCGAGUACUGUUGAUAUUGCCUGCCAAUUUAGUUAAGUCGGCGUUGAACAAGGUUUACAACUACAACGUCUUGCGUUUUGCUGGCGGUCGACUAGGUGCUGUUAAUGGAAUGAAAUCAAAUGGGGAAGUUGAUAAAAGUUAUAUACAAGCCGAUGAGAUGUGGACAGGAAUAACAUAUGCAUUAUCUGCAUUCAUGAUCCAGCAGGGCGAAGUGCAAAAGGGCUUCGAUACCGCUUGGGGAUGCUACGAUGCAUGUUAUAAUCGAUGCGGACUUCAGUACCAAACUCCUGAGGCUUUGUACGAACACCGCUUUUAUCGUGCAAUUGGUUAUAUGCGGCCUUUGAGUAUAUGGGCAAUGCAGUGGGCACUGGAAAAAUUUUGUGACGUCUUCAGUAAAGAAUCACAUGUUUUGGAGAAACUGCGCACAGGUUCUCCAACCUUUCCCUUGAUGGAACGUUUGGGUGGGCCAAACCCCCUUCAGGAUGAGGAAGAAAACGGUCACUCUCCCACUACUCUCUGUUGUCCAAGAAUAUUGUAG